Choloepus didactylus (southern two-toed sloth) is the source of this 6259-nucleotide messenger RNA. RefSeq names its product ataxin 7 like 1 (gene ATXN7L1). The record is from RefSeq and is a predicted model, not a curated record. The transcript has 11 exons. Lineage: Eukaryota; Metazoa; Chordata; Mammalia; Pilosa; Megalonychidae. The coding region runs from base 721 to 3237 and encodes 838 amino acids.
UACCUUUUCUGGAUGUUUCGUGUAAGUGGACUCAUACAACAUGUGGCCUCUUGUGUGCCUUUGUUUUUAUAGAUGCCCUCCAUCUGCUGUCCUUUGCCAAGAUCAGAGAAUAAAGAUUUUUAGGUAUGCAGAAUGAAUUAAAACUCCCUUCUUAAAUUAAUAGUUAACAUGGUCAACAAAAGUAUUUUUCCAUCCUUAUAAUGUCUCCACUCUCUUAAAGCAUAGGGCCAGGUGUCGGAGCGGAUUCUGCCCAUCAGCUGGACAGGCCCCAAGGGAAGGCAUGGAAAGGCCUGUGGCCUCUGCGGGGUGUCCAGGGCCCAGGCCGAGGCCGCAGGGAGUGCAGGGAGCUCAGCCGGGCAGCCCGAGCGUGUCCCCCCCUCCUGUGGGGACACACAGUGACGGCUCUAACGAGCGUCCGAGGAACCCGCUGCCUCUAACCGCACCUCACGUGUGCAGUUCAGAAAAACCCAAGUUUAUCUGCCAAAUUCAGGAUGCAACCCUGACUGUUCCGGGCUUUUCUUUCUGCCUUUCCCUAAUCUCAUCGGGGCGUGCUCUCUUAAAGGGGAAGUGGUGCGUUUUGACUGGCCAGGCCCUCCGCCGGGAGCCAGGAAACAUCAACCACAAGUCGCCUUGCCCAGCCUUGCCCAGCGUGUCACUGGCUCAGCCUCCUUAUCCAAACGGCAAGGCCGUCUCCCCGGGAUGUAGAGAAGGCACAGUUCAAUGUGUAGACCUUCUCCCUCUCCAGCGUCUCCAGCCUCCAAUUCCAGGACAUCACUAGUACAGGUGAAAACAAAAGCCUGUCUCAGCGGCCAUAACUCUGCCAGCAGCACCUCAAAGCCAUUCAAAACGCCCAAAGACAAUCUACUUACCUCCAGCAACAAACAGCACACGGUCUUUUCUGCAAAAGGAUCAAGGGAUAAACCAUGCAUUCCGGUUCCUGUAGUCAGUUUAGAGAAAAUUCCUAACCUAGUGAAGGCAGAUGGUGCCAAUGUCAAAAUGAACUCUACAACCACUACCACAGUCACCUCCUCCACUUCGUCCUCUGCUGUCUCCACCCCACCUUUAAUCAAGCCGGUUUUGAUGUCCAAGCCAGUGCCACCUUCGCCAGAGAAGAUUUUAAAUGGCAAAGGAAUUCUGUCAGCCGUAAUAGAUAAGAAACACCAAAAUGGCACCAAAAACAGCAACAAGCCUUACAGGAGACUUUCAGAGAGAGAAUUUGACCCAAAUAAACACUGUGGAGUAUUGGAUCCCGAGACAAAGAAACCUUGCACAAGAUCCCUCACCUGCAAGACACAUUCACUAAGCCAUCGGAGGGCAGUCCCAGGCCGGAAAAAGCAAUUCGACCUUCUCCUGGCAGAACACAAAGCCAAGUCCCGGGAAAAGGAAGUUAAGGAUAAAGAGCAUCUCCUGACUUCAACAAGGGAAAUACUUCCAAAUCAACCCGGGACCGCACAGGAUUCUCUUCCAGGAUCUUCAGGGAACUCUGGACCAGAAUCUAAAGUUGUGUCCCCUGCAAAAUCCAGGCCACCUAAUUCUGUACUUCCUAGACCAUCAUCUGCAAAUAGCAUCAGUAGCAGCGCAUCUUCAAAUCACAGUGGCUACACUCCGGAACCCCCCCUGCCUCCUGUUGGAGGUGACCUUGCCAGCCGACUGUCCAGUGAUGAAGGGGAGAUGGAAGGAGCUGAUGAAUCCGAGAAAUUAGACUGUCAGUUCUCCACACACCACCCCAGACCUCUUGCGUUUUGCUCAUUCGGGAGUCGCCUCAUGGGACGAGGGUACUAUGUGUUUGAUAGAAGAUGGGAUCGGUUUCGAUUCGCACUGAACUCCAUGGUAGAAAAACACUUGAAUUCACAGAUGUGGAAGCACAGAAGCCCGAGCCACAGGGCAUCAGGUCCCUCCCCCCUUUUCAGGACUUGCCUAACCAAUCUGCUGUCACUGAGCAACAUUGGGGCUGCCUGGGUGUCAACUCUGGAGAGCGUAGCACCCCGCUGCCCUCUCAACCUCGCUGCCCAAACCCCAGGCCCCGACGGGCCCGAACCUGGAGGGAUGGCAGCCGAUGGGGGCAUGGAAGACAUUAGGAAGAAAAGGAACGGCCAAGACUCUUUUUUCUUUAACAAGCAUUUAAGUCUGCAUCAGGAGACGCCAACACAGUAUUCUCUUUCAGCCAGGAAGAUCCCUCCUGCGAAAGAUAGCCCCCUGCCCUCGCCAGCAGCCCACAUCACCACCCCUGUUCCAGCAUCCGUUUUACAACCCUUCAGCAACCCCAGUGCUGUGUAUCUUCCUUCAGCUCCCAUCAGCUCGAGGCUCACCUCUUCUUACAUAAUGACAUCCGCCAUGCUCUCAAACGCAGCUUUCGUGACAUCGCCGGACCCAAGCGCCCUCAUGUCACACACCACAGCUUUCCCUCAUGUGGCUGCAACCCUCAGCAUCAUGGACUCAACCUUCAAGGCCCCAUCCGCCGUGUCCCCGAUACCAGCUGUCAUCCCUUCCCCAUCCCACAAGCCAUCCAAAACCAAAACCAGCAAAUCCUCAAAAGUCAAAGACCUGUCCGCCCGGAGCGAUGAGUCUCCAAGUAACAAAAAGAGGAAGCCGCAGUCUACGACUUCCUCCUCCUCCUCCUCCUCAUUUUCCCUGCAGACCUCCCUCGCGUCUCCAUUAUCAGGGCCCCACAAAAAGAACUGUGUUUUGAACACCAGUUCGGCUUUGAACUCUUAUCAGGCCGCCCCUUCCUUUAACAGUCUGUCCGUGCACAACUCAAACAAUGGCGUGAGCCCACUCAGUGCCAAACUGGAGCCCUCAGGACGGACCUCGCUGCCCGGCGGCCCCGCGGACUCAGGGAGACACGCGGGCGCGGUGGGCGGCGGCAGCGACUCCUGUGCCCUCUCUGUGCCCUCCCUCGCGCUCCACGCGGGAGACCUCUCUCUGGCCUCACACAAUGCCGUGUCAUCUCUGCCCCUCUCUUUUGACAAAUCAGAAGGAAAAAAGCGUAAGAACUCGAGUUCUAGUAGCAAAGCCUGUAAAAUCACUAAAAUGCCUGGUAUGAAUAGCGUUCACAAAAAGAACCCGCCCAGCCUUCUCGUGCCGGUGCCCGAUCCGGUUAACAGCGCCUCCUCGCGGCAGGUUGGGAAAAAUAGCAGCCUAGCUUUGUCACAAUCCAGUCCUUCAAGCAUAUCCAGCCCAGGACACAACCGACAGAAGACCACAAACAGACCGGGCAGGAUAAGGACUCUUCCAUAACAAGAUUAUGAAGCCACUUCCAAACCAAUUCCCGGCCACCUGAUCCCAUCCCAGGAGGCCUUGGCAGGAGGAGGAGGGAGGGAGUGGGCAGUGGGGGAGAGUCAAUUUCCUGUGCCCUGCCUGUGGCUCUAGCCUUUCUCCUUUUCUUUACUUGACCAAUUUUUAGUUUUGAAGAAAAAGGAAAAGACAAAAAAAAACAAAAAACAAAAAAAAACCGUGAAUUUGAGAUUUACGGAAAACAAUACCAGUGUUUUGUUUCCGUUGUCUUUCCUUUCAUUUCCACCAGUUUAAACAUUCUUCUAGAUUUGGGGUCACCGCUGUAGCUUCUGAUGUUGCUCUUGCACCAUCAUUUUGCUCCAGCCAUCAAGAGCGGACAUUGCAUUGGGUUGGCAUCGUCUGAAACUCUUGAACUUUUGCACGUGCAGUACUCCUUUCCUUCCUCGUCCUGUCCCACCCCAACCCUCCCAUCUCCUCCCACCUCCACUCACUGGAUCCCCACUGGCCACCAGAAGCUGCCAGCUGGCACCAGCUCCCCUCUUGAGAGCAUGCUAGGGGGCCCUCUGCAGGGGAGGAGUGGGGGCCACAGCCUGUUCCUGGGGAGCAGAGAGCUGGAGGGUGGGCGGGGUGCCCUCCUCAGGUUUCUCCGGCCCACGUGGGCAGGAGUGCAAUGUUACGGGCAAAAUUGAGAUGAGCAGCCAUUUAGGGAUUUGGUUUACCCAAUAUCACUGUCCAGCUGUGCAGCUCAAACAGGAUAUAUUGUGACAGGUUGUGUGAUUGCUCAGGGGUGUAAUGGGCCUGGGAAGGUGGCAGGAAGCAGAGCAGGGGGCAUAUCUCAAAAGAGGGUGGGAGCUGGGUACAAGCUGAGCUUGUUAGGAAUCCACUCUGCAUACUCCCCUUCCAGGGCCCAGUGUGCAAGAGCUCAAAGGUAGGCGAGCCAGAGGGGGAAGAAUUCCAGGGAGGAAGGCUGCAAGAGACCGGGAAGCCAUUCCGUGGGGAGGCACGUUGUCACAGCUGCAGAAAGUUCCCAGUCUGCCUUCCAGUGCUAGGGAAAAGGAGAAAAUGAGGGAAGAAGAAGGAAGGGUCCCUGAGGGGAAGCUUCCGUAAGUUAUGUGUCAAGCCCCUUGUGAGAAUACUAGCAUUUCCCACCAACCUCCAUGCCCUGGGCCACGGAGACCCUGCGGAAUCAGCACACUCCCAGAUCAGCAUGCUCUAGGUCAUCAGAUGUCCCAACUCUGAUACAGGCCCCUGCUAGGAGUGGAAAGGACAAGCCACUGCUUAGUGAAAAACCAUUUGGAAGUGCUGGAAGAGAGAAGUUGGAGCCAUAAAUUAUUCACACUGGAGUUUUGAAAGAAACAUCAAUAUUAUAGCUCUAAUAGAGGAUCAUAACCAGGAAAGGAAUUCACAAUAUAAAACACAGGGUUCUAGGCUAUUAAUCAUGUAACUUUGCAUAAGGCAUCUGGUAAAUGUUAUUUAAAAUAGCAAAGAUACUGGGAGGUUUCGCUCCAUCCUUAAAUCAGAAAUGAAUGCUAGAUUUGCAGCUAGGCACAACCCUCACCCCACCCAGAAGUUUCCCUUUUCUUUACCAUCUCUCCCAACCCAAAGAUCAGACUACUGUUAAAGUUUCAUCACACGAUUGGAAUUUUCAAAGACGGGAAGCAAACGGAGUGAUUCGUAUCAAUGGAAUUGCACUGACAGUGUUUCUUAUAGGAUUACUAAAUUUUUUAAUAUAAAAUGAAGAUUUUUUAAAAAAUCAGGAGUUAUUAGGUACCAGGACAUUAGUUCAUAUGAUUUCAUUUUUAUUUCUACAGGGUUAAAAGUGCACUUAAUAUGCUGGCUUAUUUCGUCUUGGGAAAAAGAGACUGCAAAUUGAAGGGAAGAUUGUUACUUUUUUCUUUUUUUAAAAAAAGGUUAAGGCAGAUUUUAAGACUUAUAAAUGUUUAAGAAAUUAUAAACAAGGUUAGACCCUUUGAAAAAAGUUUAGAAGAUAUUCUUAAAAGUAAAUUUUUAUAGUGUUAAUUUUGUAAUAAUUUAUGUUUUACUAUAUAACAGAGCUAACUGACCAGAGUAGGUUCUGAAACAAUAUGAAACUUAGGAAAGUUUAAGCAAUGUUUAUAUUUUUAAAAUGUUCUUUGAAUUACGUUUUUAUUGUACAUUUCUUCAGACUGAAAAGUAUGUACAUAUCUUUGUUAUUUUUGCACAAUUUUUGUCUUGUUCGAAUUUAGAAGUCUGUUGUUUUUUAUAAUUUAUUUUUGAGUUGUAAAACUUGCAGGAGUGAAAACAAAACAAAUCUCAGCAACAAAAUAACUCUCUGAUUUAAAAACUCCUAUAUUCAAAGAGGGAAAACAAAGAUUGUGAGAUUAAGUAGCUGCUUCUGAGAAAUAAUGUCUCAACAGUGACUCACGGAGCAAUUCAAUAGAUUUAAACAUUUUAGCUCUCAACAUACAUUUUGAAUUGGAAGCUGGAAUAAAGAGGCUCCCCACCAAAUGCUGCUCCAUGGUUAAAGACUAGUUCUGACCACGGUGGUGACAUUUCUGGAAAACCGAGCAAAAAGGGAAAACCCACGGUAUUUCUUCCUUCACAAUCAACCAUAGGUUUACUUUAUAAUGAUGUAUUAAAAACUUGCAGCUUGAAAAAUGGAAUGCAAAUAAAAGGUUUGCUUUUGGUUUGUUUUAAUGGAGGUAAACUGGACCAGCCUAUACAGCAUUUGUAGGAUGAUAACCUUUGGGUUCUUCUGUUCUGCACACCCCACCCAGCCUUCUCUCCCAGUCCCUUGACUGCACAUACCCCUAUUUGCCUGAAGAUCUCGUGACUCGUCUCCAACCUUAGAGGCUCAGAAGCUCUGGUUGUUAAGCAUAAUGCAAUGCAUAGACCUGUCAGCCAUAAAAAAGCGACUUGGAUAACUUGUAUGCCUUCUUUUGUAUCAAUGUACCAAUUGUAAAUAAUGCUGAUCAACCUUUGUAGAGAAUAGUUUAUACAGCAUAUUCUAUUAUUGCUGAUUCUCAGUGAACUCUUGUUUUAAAAA